UAACUCGGUAACAAACAGGCAUACACAGCCGUGGUCAUCCAAUGUCAAGUUACUCCCCGGCCGGUACAUCCAGUGAACGGUGAAACACUUCUAUCACGACCACAGCAAGCUAGUUAAGUUUGAACUUACACUGACUUCAAUGAUAUCCCAGCGUCUACGCCAUCACCUUGAUGGGUUCACAGCCCAUUCAUGAGAGUUAAGAGGGCGCAUGAUGUGUCGAGGAGCUUGCAGUCCUUUAAGUACAUACUGGCGUCAUUGACUGCAUUAUGGACUUGCGAUUAUACAUGUUCACUUCAUGAAGAGUGGACAUUUUUGCUUCGAUCACGCUGGAGCAAGAUGAAAGGACUCUAUAUCGUUACACGAUACCUCCCCUUUAUCUUUCUUGCCACAAAUCUAUAUUUGUAUGUUAUCCCGAAUGAGACAUCAGGUAAAUGCCGGGUGCUGGAAAAUACUCAAUCAGGUCUUGGAAUAGUAUUAGUCAUUGUCUCCGAAAUUUUUUUUAGCCUUAGAACAUAUGUGCUCUGGAAUAGAAAUAGAAUCUUGCUCGUAGCCAUCUUGUUCACCUCUUUCGUGAGCUCCCAAUUCACUCACAAUACCGAAGCUAGUGGUAAAUGCAUCGGCCAGACUUUUCCCGCAGCAUCCUUCAGCAUUUUCUUCGCUGCUGGCGUCCCCACAGCAUGUAUUCGUUCUCACCUUCCCUUUGGUGUUCCACGACCACUUAAACAUUCUGUUCCCUUUCACAGAUACGACUAGCGCGAUCCCGGGAAUCACAGGGUGCUACCGGAAUUCGACAGGUUUCCAGUACGU
Messenger RNA from Suillus fuscotomentosus, 807 nucleotides. RefSeq lists its product as uncharacterized. Lineage: Eukaryota; Fungi; Basidiomycota; Agaricomycetes; Boletales; Suillaceae. The coding region runs from base 190 to 753 and encodes 187 amino acids. The transcript is spliced from 10 exons. The record is from RefSeq and is a predicted model, not a curated record.